AUAGAGAUGCUGCGGAAUGGAUUGUUUGUCAUUGCAUUUACAUUGACAUUAAUAUUGGUUGUUAACAUUGAAUAUGUUGAUGCCAAGACAUCAUCAUAUUAUACAAGUGUCAAUGAUAUCAGCAAAGGUAUCAAUUACUACAGUCAACUAAACUUGAACAACAAUGCUACACAACGUGAGAUAAAGACCGCCUUUAGAAAGCUAUCCCUUGAACAUCAUCCAGACAAGAACAAUGGAGUCACUUCAGAUGAAUAUGUAGUGAUAACUAAUGCAUAUCAAAUAUUGAGCGAUCAAGAGACAAAGGAGGAGUAUGAUGACUUGCUUAUUAAUGGUAUACCUUGGCAUGAGAACUAUGUCGGUCGUUACGCCUAUCAUUACACUGGUGUGAGCCAUGAUGUAAGACAUGUGUUGGCCGGCCUGAUACUUGUGAUCACGCUGGGCAAGCACUUUUAUCAAGUGCAUCGACAUAAUCGUAUGCAGGGAUUGGCCAUGAAGACACAACGCUAUCAAGAGGCAAUGCAACAAGAAGGCGCCCCACCACAAGUAGUAGUGAAGGGCGCAGAGAAGCCAACCUGGAAGGACCUAUUCAUUCUACAACUUCUAAUGGUACCUGUUAGAAUACUCAAAUUCCUGUAUCGCAUCGUUGUAGUACAAAGACUACGUUUCCAAAAGACACAAGAAGAGAUUGAAGAGGAGUAUCGUAUUGCUCAAGGCAUGACCCGCGAGGAGUUUGACAAGUACAAAGAAGACUAUGCCAAGAGAAUGGAGCGAUUCAAACAGAGUAACAGGUAUAAGAAAAUGGUCAGAUACAUGAAGAAU
Messenger RNA from Acytostelium subglobosum LB1, 819 nucleotides. RefSeq lists its product as hypothetical. NCBI's taxonomy places the organism in Eukaryota, Evosea, Eumycetozoa, Acytosteliales, Acytosteliaceae. The transcript has 2 exons. Gene Ontology annotation, cellular component: endoplasmic reticulum membrane. Gene Ontology annotation, biological process: protein folding. The record is from RefSeq and is a predicted model, not a curated record. The annotation marks the transcript as partial.